UACUCAUAUCUUAGAGUUCAUUGCAGAAAUUCGAAACAGUUUAUGCAUAAAAUUUGUAACAAGCACAACUAAACAACAUGGCAGAGAUAGAGAAAGUGGAGCAUGAAGUGGAGCGAAAAGUGGAAAAAAAAGUGGAGCACAUGGUGGAGCACGAGGUGGAACACAUAGUGGAGCACAAGGUGGAGAACUUGGAGGACCAAGUGGAGGACCAAGUGGAGCAUGUGGUGGAGGACUUGGAGCAAGCGGGGGAGGAAGUGAAGGAGAAAGCAGAGAAGGAAGGGGAGAAAGCAGAGAAGGAAGGGGAGAAAGCAGAGAAGGAAGGGCAGAGCUUGGUAGAGAAAGUGAUUGAAACAUUCGUAAACAAAAUCAUUGAAGGUUUAGUGAAGACUAUUCCAGGUGGAAUACCAGAGCUAAACAUCCCUCCAUUUGACCCACUCGAGAUCCCAGGCGAACAAGACAUGGAUAUCAACACUUUCUUUGCUAAAAUGCAAGGAAAUUUCAGCGAUAUCGUCGUAAAAGGACUCACUUCGAUGGGUGCCCCCAAAGUUUCGAUUAAGGACAAGAAGUUGACAGCCACCACCACUACUAAGCUAAACAUCACGGGAAAAUACAGAAUGAAUGGAAGUGCUUUGCUAUUUUUCACCAUUAAUUCAAACAGCACGUUCAAAUGUGUGAUUGAGGCACUAUCGAUGACAAUUGGACUCUCGCUCAAAGAUUCCAAAGAUUUGAAGGCAAUUGUGGAGCUCAAAUCUGGCGAUGUAAAGUUGGAACUAGACGAAUUUGAGCACCCAAAACUAGCCAGUGGAUUACUUAACCCGAUAUCUGGCCUUAUUGCAAAGUUUGUGGAGGAUAGUAUUGGACCACCUUUGCAGAAAAUGCUGCAAAAGUUCAUCGACCAGUUCAAGGAGGAACUUAUUAUUUUAUAGAGACGAACAAUGAUAACAAUAAUUUUUUUAAGUAUGACUCUGUGAUUUCAAUAUUGUGAAAUGUA
Halichondria panicea is the source of this 991-nucleotide messenger RNA. RefSeq lists its product as uncharacterized. Lineage: Eukaryota; Metazoa; Porifera; Demospongiae; Suberitida; Halichondriidae. The transcript has a single exon. The record is from RefSeq and is a predicted model, not a curated record. The coding region runs from base 78 to 926 and encodes 282 amino acids.